Molecule: messenger RNA, 905 nt
Organism: Hibiscus syriacus
Lineage: Eukaryota; Viridiplantae; Streptophyta; Magnoliopsida; Malvales; Malvaceae
Product: psbP-like protein 1, chloroplastic
Exons: 8
Coding region: 87-836 (249 amino acids)
Biological process (GO): photosynthesis
Cellular component (GO): extrinsic component of membrane; photosystem II oxygen evolving complex; photosystem II
Molecular function (GO): calcium ion binding
Source: RefSeq, a predicted model, not a curated record
CACCCUCUAUUUUUCAUAAUUUUCCUUUUUUAUUUUAGCUGCCCAUUCAGUAGUUCAUAUGAACAGAAGCACAGAUUAUAAAAACAAUGGCAGCUCUGCAGAACUCUAUGCCUUCUCUUCAUCAUACGUUGUUCGUUAAUUCCUUUCCCCAGAAAGGAUUGCAGAAGCUUUCUCAUGGUGCAUUUCUUUGCUGUAAAACAAGUGUUUCUCUUCAUGCCCGGGCUGAACAUUUAUCAUCUUCUGCUGCUGCUGCUUCUACAUCUUCUCAUUUUCAAGAGAGUUGUGGGAGACGCCAAAUAAUUGCUGCCGGAAUCAUUGCUCCUUUGGUUUCAAUUGUUGACCGAACUCCUACUGCAUUUGCUGCAGAAACUAAGAAGGGAUUUCUUCCAGUCACAGACAAGAAAGAUGGAUACACAUUUCUCUAUCCAUUUGGGUGGCAGGAAGUAGUUAUUGAAGGUCAAGACAAGGUAUUCAAAGAUGUUAUUGAGCCAUUAGAAAGUGUGAGUGUUAAUAUGAUACCAACCAACAAGCAAGACAUUCGAGAUUUCGGAUCUCCUCAAGAGGUUGCUGAGACUCUGAUCAAGAAAGUUUUGGCCCCUCCAACUCAGAAAACAAAGUUAGUUCAGGCAGCAGAGCAUGAUGUAGAUGGAAAAGCUUAUUAUACAUUUGAGUUUAUCACCAAGGCUCCAAACUACACUCGACAUGCUCUCACUGCAGUUUCAAUUGGAAAUGGUAAAUUCUACACUCUGACAACAGGAGCAAAUGAGAGAAGAUGGGAUAAGAUGAAAGAUAGAUUGGUGACUGUGGUAGACUCCUUUAAGAUAUUCAAUGUUUGAAAAGACGUAGUUGUUCAAAACUAAUAAUCAAAUUAGGAAGAACAACAUAUAAUAUACUUCUUGAUUGAG